UUAACUAUGUAAACAUCGAACCAUUCAUUAAUUAAAAUGGCAGCUGGAGCACUCGUCUUCCUUUCACUCCUACCCUGCGUGUUUAUGGACACGAAAUUCACCAGUGGCAACUGCAGUUAUCACUGGACUUUGUACAACGGAACGAUCCCUGAAGAUGCAAUCCCCGGCGGCCGAGACGUCUCCGGCGAAAUUUUUUACGUGGGGUUGGUGCAACUGAAGCUAAUCAACGAGGUUUUUGCCGGGAUGAUUUUGCCGAGUAGUGGGACGGCGAGGAUUACGUCACUGGGGAUCACGCGGGAAGUCAAGAAUGAUCCAUUCACUAUAAUCAACAUUUUGUGUAGUUCUGAUAAAGAGGCGUUCGAAUGGGUUAGCACGAAAAGCGAAGAUUUGCACUUGUUGACUGACCAUAAUUUGGUGGGGGGUGGGAAAGUUUUGGGCCAGGAUUUAUACAUUGGAAGAGUUCGCAGCGACGGGGGGAUCGUUCUGGGGAAAGUUUUUCCGCACAGGUUUAUCUAUCAAGGGCUUUAUGUACCUUCGAAAGGGGUUUUUGCUCAGUUUAUGUCUUAUCAAGUUUUGGCUUUUAAUUGCAAGGAUAAGAAACGCGACAAAGAGGAGGAUUUUGAUUUUGGUGGUAGAAACGGCGAAAAUGGCACUUUGGAAUUUUGAAUUUUGAACUGAAUUGGAAAGUAUUAUGUAAAAUUAUUUAGCAGUAAUCAUCAGUAUUAUAAAACGAAUUAUUAGACAAUAACAUAUCUAUUUUAAGUAAAGCAUAAGUCUUAAAAAUUUAUAGUUGUAAAAUUUAUUAAAUAGGUGUGUCAGUCGAUUGUGAAAGACCAGAAAUGCUGCACAGGGUGUUACAAAAAUGACCAAAAUUUACAAAUAAUUUUAUCAUAUUAAAAGUAUUGUAAUUUUGACAAUACUAAGUAAUCUCCUACUUUAUCCUGCAUGUUAAUAUAGUUAGGUUUUAGUGCUGUUUAGCAUUUAUUAUCUACUCUGAAAAGAUCUAAAAUACAAUCAAACGUUAAGUCAAUAA
Messenger RNA from Zophobas morio, 1033 nucleotides. RefSeq lists its product as uncharacterized. Lineage: Eukaryota; Metazoa; Arthropoda; Insecta; Coleoptera; Tenebrionidae. The transcript is spliced from 3 exons. Bases 37 to 666 code for a protein of 209 amino acids. The record is from RefSeq and is a predicted model, not a curated record.